UAAAAGGGCGUUAUAUUAUGAGAACCAUCUGCGGAGAUAGCUCGGUUUGGAGACUGCGUCAAACCGAAGAGCUGAAGGCCGCGUGUCCGUUCCACUCUCACCAUACUGACUCAAAUUGGCCUUUUUCUAGAAACAUUUUCUGAACAACAGUUGGGCUACUGCCACCUUAAUCAAAACCUGUGCAACGUGGAGACAGAUCUUUGCUUGUGGCAGUUCCAGCGCUGACAAUGCCGGUCGUUCAAAAUUUAAGUCGGCCACUACAGACUUGAGACUUUCGAAUUCUUGAGAAAAGAAAAGGCAAAAAAAAAAAAAAAUGGCGGAUCGUUUCUUUCCAAACGUAUUGCCAGACUUGGUAGCCGAAAAAAUGGAACACAAAGAAGAAAUUGGAGAAACUCUGAUGAAACUCCUCUCCAUGCCCUACUCUUCUCUCUCUCAACAUUUCAAACGCACCGCUUUGGACCUCAAAGAGACCAUAACGCUGGAAACGUGGGGGAUAACUGGCCAAAAUGUGUCAGAUUUUACUCUCUAUUGUGGCACUCUCGGCUCCGCUUUCUUACUCUUCAAAUCCUUUCAAGUUACCAACAACACCAACGAUCUUUCCCUCUGCUUAGCCAUCGUUGAUGCUUGCAACUCCGCUUCCUUGUCUUCUCGAAUUAGGGAUGUAACCUUCUUAUGUGGUCGAGCGGGUGUUUGUGCUCUUGGUGCUGUAGCUGCAAAGCAUGCUGGAAGUCAAGAAUUGCUUAAUCACUACUUAACCCAGUUUAGAGAGAUUAAGCUCUCAAGGAAUCUUCCUGAUGAGUUAUUGUAUGGAAGAGCUGGGUUUCUUUGGGCUUGCGUGUUCUUGAACAAGCAUCUUGGUGAAGGGACUAUUCCUUCUACAGUUACACGUGCAGUUGUUGAUGAGAUUAUCAAGAACGGAAAGGCGUUAGCGAAGAAAGGAGGAAGUCCUUUGAUGUUUGAAUGGUAUGGAGAAAAGUAUUGGGGUGCUGCACAUGGAUUGGCAGGUAUUAUACAUGUUUUAAUGGGCAUGGAGUUGAAACCAGAUGAGAUUCAGGAUGUAAAGGACACUCUUAGAUACUUGAUUAGGAAUCGAUUCCCGAGUGGGAACUACCCUGCAAGUGAACAGGAUAGAAAGAGGGAUGUUCUUGUGCAUUGGUGUCAUGGAGCUCCAGGGAUCGCCCUCACUUAUGUCAAAGCUGCUGAGGUCUUUGUAGAUGAUGAAUUUCUGGAAGCAGCUGUGGAUGCAGCAGAGGUGGUGUGGAACCUUGGGUUGCUGAAGCGAGUUGGAAUUUGCCAUGGCAUUAGUGGCAAUGCUUAUGUUUUCCUCUCACUUUACCGAAAAACGGGCAAGUUAGAGUUCUUAUAUAGGGCUAAAGCGUUUGCUUGCUUUCUGCUUGAUCGGGCUCACAAGCUUAUAUCCAAGGGAGAGAUGCAUGGAGGUGACAGACCCUAUUCCCUGUUUGAAGGGAUUGGGGGUAUGGCAUAUCUUUUCCUAGACAUGAUUGAGCCUUUGGGGUCCAGAUUCCCAGCAUAUGAGCUCUAAGUUGUAGAGUAAUAAAAUAAGUGUUGCUUGUCUACUUACCUGGAAGAUAUCUGUACUUGGAUAAUGAGUUCAUAUCAAUUACAAUGAAUUAUUUGCAAUUACGAAAUGUGCUGAAGCAUCGAUAAGUAUGUCAUUAUUUGGGCUUUAUAUAGGUCACAUGAUGAAUGGUUAAGGGUUAAAUGAUUGUGUAAUUGUAGUGAAAAUAAUUGCGAGUGAUGUGAACCUGAUAGUGUUAUUGUAUUUCCACCCUAAUUCUUGAUUACCUCAAAAUAGGAAUUCUAGUGGCAGUUCCCAUCUUCCGCCCAAAUUAGUACUUUUUUUUUUUUUUUUCUUUUUGGAUUGUAAUUGUUGUUACUGGCUACUGUUGCAACAAGUAAGUCCAAAUGCACCAGAAACCUGG
Molecule: messenger RNA, 1943 nt
Organism: Durio zibethinus
Lineage: Eukaryota; Viridiplantae; Streptophyta; Magnoliopsida; Malvales; Malvaceae
Gene: GCL2
Product: GCR2-like 2
Biological process (GO): carbohydrate metabolic process; peptide modification
Cellular component (GO): plasma membrane
Source: RefSeq, a predicted model, not a curated record